GUUGAAAAAGUGGCUGAAUAUUUUGCCUUCAGAAGCUUUACAUCAUCAGCAAAAGCAGCCAGUUCAGGCAGUUUCUUUUGAUGGAUAUCUCCAAGCUGUGAAAUGCAAGAUGGAUUUGGUUUUUCUCACUCAUAUCCUACUGAUUGUGGCCCCAGCAGUCGCUGAUAGAAAUCAGUUCAUGGUGGGCAGCAUCUUUACAUCAGACAAAGAUGAAUCGGAAAUCGCAUUCCGAACCGCGGUGGACCGUGCGAAUAUAUUGGAGCGGAACAUAGAACUCGUUCCAAUUGUUAUGUAUGCCAACACGGAUGACAGUUUCAUCAUGGAAAAAAUGGUAUGCAACUUGAUUUCGCAAGGAGUAAUUGCCAUUUUCGGUCCCAGUACUGGCAGCAGUUCUGACAUAAUUGCCUCCAUUUGCGACACACUGGAUAUACCCCACAUAGUGUAUGACUGGAUACCCAACGAAUCCAUACCAGAUCGAGAGCACUCCUCAAUGACCCUUAAUGUUCACCCCGAUAACCUCUUGUUAUCCCAGGGACUGGCAGAAAUUGUCCAGAGCUUUGGCUGGCGUAGCUUCACAGUUGUCUAUGAAACGGAUAGAGAGCUUCAGCAACUUCAGGACAUUUUGCAAAUCGGUGAGCCGAGCAGCAAUCCCACCACAGUAAAACAACUGGGCCCAGAUGAGGAUCACAGACCUUUUCUCAAGGAAAUCAAACUAUCCACUGACAACUGCCUGGUGCUGCACUGUGCCCCAGAUAAUCUUCUGAAAAUAUUGGAACAAGCCAAUGAGCUGAAAAUGUUGGGCGAAUAUCAGAGCGUUUUCAUACCGCUUCUGGACACCCAUUCAAUCGACUUUGGCGAUCUUUCUGGUGUGGAUGCCAACAUCACCAUGGUGCGAAUAAUGGAUCCCACCGAUUUCCAUGUCAAAAACGUUGUGCACGACUGGGAGGAGCGCGAGAAACGCGAGGGUCGGUACUUCAAAGUCGAGCCAGCUCGGGUGAAGACUCAGAUGAUACUGAUCAACGACGCCGUUUGGCUGUUUUCCAAAGGACUAACUGAGCUCGGCAUUUUCGAGGAGCUCACUGCCCCCGAACUGGAGUGUAGGCGAAAGAAACCCUGGCCAUUUGGAAAACGCAUUAUUGAAUUCAUGAAAGCUCGCUCCGAGGAGACAGCCACGGGCCGAAUCGACUUCAAUGAGAAUGGACAAAGAAGCUUCUUCACGCUGCGGUUCAUGGAGUUAAACUCUGACGGCUUUUUGGAUUUAGCCACUUGGGAUCCGGUGAACGGCUUAGAUGUGCUCGGUGACGAGGAGGAGAGCGAGAAAAGAGUGGGUCAAAAGCUGUCCAACAAAACGUUCAUAGUGUCCUCCCGCCUGGGAGCCCCGUUUCUUACACUCCGAGAGCCUGAGGAAGGGGAGAUCCUGAGGGGGAACGCCCGGUACGAGGGCUACUCCAUAGACUUGAUCGACGAAAUCGCCAAAAUGCUGAAUUUCAAGUACGAAUUCCGAAUGUCGCCUGACGGCAAGUAUGGAGCUCUUAACAAGGUGACCCAAACUUGGGAUGGUAUCGUAAGGCAGCUUAUUGAUGGGAACGCCGAUCUGGGCAUCUGCGACUUGACAAUGACAUCUUCCCGACGCCAGGCCGUUGACUUCACACCCCCUUUUAUGACCCUGGGAAUCAGCAUAUUGUUUUCUAAGCCUCCCACUCCGCCCACCGAUCUGUUCUCGUUUCUGUCUCCGUUCUCGUUGGAUGUGUGGAUCUACAUGGGAUCUGCGUACCUGUUCAUUUCCCUGCUGCUCUUCGCACUGGCUAGAAUGGCGCCCGACGACUGGGAAAAUCCCCAUCCCUGCAAGGAGCCCGAGGAAGUGGAGAACAUAUGGUCUAUAAUGAACACCACCUGGCUUUCGAUCGGCUCAUUGAUGGGACAGGGCUGUGACAUUUUGCCGAAGGCUGCCUCAACCCGUUUGGUCACCGGCAUGUGGUGGUUCUUCGCUCUAAUGAUGCUGAACUCCUACACAGCCAACUUGGCUGCCUUCCUGACCAACUCCCGCCAGGGGAAUUCCAUCAGCAGCGCCGAGGACCUGGCUGCCCAGAACAAAAUAAAGUACGGCGCCAUGGCCGGUGGUUCCACAAUGGGCUUUUUUCGGGACUCAAACUUCAGCACCUACCAAAAGAUGUGGACCGCCAUGGAAAGCGCAAGUCCCUCGGUUUUCACAAAAACCAACGACGAGGGAGUCGAGAGGGUGCAGAAGGGCAAGAAUCUGUAUGCCUUCAUGAUGGAGUCCACCACCUUGGAGUACAACGUGGAGCGCAAGUGCGAUCUGGUGCAGAUCGGCGGAUGGCUGGACUACAAAAGCUACGGCAUCGCUAUGCCCUUCAAUUCCCCAUAUCGCAAACAAAUCAGUGGGGCAGUAUUGAAGUUGGGUGAGCUGGGACAGCUGGCGGAACUCAAGAGAAAGUGGUGGAAGGAGAUGCAUGGCGGGGGGAACUGCGAGAAAAGCGACGACGAAGGCGGAGACACCCCCGAACUGGGAUUGGAGAACGUGGGUGGCGUCUUCCUGGUGCUGGGACUCGGUUUGUUUGCAGCCAUGGUGCUUGGAUGUACGGAAUUCCUGUGGAACGUUAAGUCGGUGGCUAUUGAAGAGAAGAUUUCGCUAAAAGACGCCUUUAAAUCAGAGGCCUUGUUUGCGGCCCAAAUUUGGAUAACUACAAAGCCAGUACACAGUUCUGGCUCGGGCGGCUCUUCCUCGUCCAGUUCCUCUUCCAGCCGUACCAAGCACUCUUCAAAGUCGCAGGGCUUGUCUAUGAGAAGUCUCAAGAGCUCUGGGGACCACGACGUAGAGGCCUCGGUUCACAGCAAACUGAAGAAAAUUGGAUCCAUGUUCUCACUGAAAUCCCAGAAGACAAGCACUCCGCCGCCGCCAGAGAUCGGCUGGAAACUGGACAAGUCAACGCAAAUGGAUGAUAACGAAGUACCAACUCCCGAGGCGAAACCCGAAUUGAAUCCGGAGGAGGAGCCAGAGCAACCGCAACAUCGGCGACAUCAUCACCACCAUCAUCACCGCCAUCACCACCACCAUCAACGAGAAGAUCAGGAGCACGACGGAGAAGAAUAAUUACAUUUGUUCGGAUACCAAAAUGAAAUUGAAAGGAUGAACCUUUGUAUUCUAAUCAUGGUUUUGAUUUCCAUGACUUCCAACAUCACCACUUUCAUUCAAAAUUCACCGAACUAAGCAUUUAAUGUAAAUGGUUAAAAGUAUGCUAUUCGACAAUCGGAACCUUUAUUUGUUGCAUAUUCUAGCAGUUCUUAAAAACCCAUUUUCGUAAACUCCUUUAAAAAAAUGUAACACCUUUUAUUCGACGUUUUUAAUAAACUAAAAGCAGUUUAAGCACUAA
Messenger RNA from Drosophila biarmipes, 3392 nucleotides. RefSeq names its product glutamate receptor ionotropic, kainate 2 (gene clumsy). The transcript is spliced from 11 exons. The record is from RefSeq and is a predicted model, not a curated record. Gene Ontology annotation, cellular component: plasma membrane; postsynaptic membrane. Lineage: Eukaryota; Metazoa; Arthropoda; Insecta; Diptera; Drosophilidae. Gene Ontology annotation, molecular function: glutamate-gated receptor activity; transmitter-gated monoatomic ion channel activity involved in regulation of postsynaptic membrane potential. The coding region runs from base 110 to 3112 and encodes 1000 amino acids. Gene Ontology annotation, biological process: modulation of chemical synaptic transmission; monoatomic ion transport; synaptic transmission, glutamatergic.